Molecule: messenger RNA, 2830 nt
Organism: Nematolebias whitei (Rio pearlfish)
Lineage: Eukaryota; Metazoa; Chordata; Actinopteri; Cyprinodontiformes; Rivulidae
Product: arf-GAP with coiled-coil, ANK repeat and PH domain-containing protein 3
Exons: 16
Coding region: 1-1848 (615 amino acids)
Cellular component (GO): cytoplasm
Molecular function (GO): GTPase activator activity; protein binding
Source: RefSeq, a predicted model, not a curated record
AUGGAAGAAGACCCCCCGGGGAAGGACGGUUUCGAGGCUGGGAUCGAUGAUGUGGAGACGGACGUGGUCGAAAUCGAAGCGAAGCUGGACAAGCUGGUGAAGCUGUGCAGCGGGAUGAUUGAAGCUGGCAGGGCCUACGUCAGCGCCAACAAGCUCUUUGUUAACGGCAUCAAAGAUCUGUCCCAGCAGUGCAAGAAGGAGGAGAUGAUAUCGGAAUGCCUUGAAAAGUGUGGAGAAAGCCUCCAGGAGAUUGUCAACUAUCACACGAUCUCUUCCUUGAUGGAGAUCAUCAACUCCAUCGAAACCUGGGAGGCAGGGAACACCCACACCGUCAUGCAGAGCUGCAUGCUGCAAGCCGAGUCUGAGAAGCUGCGGCAGGCCUGGAUCCAAGCGGUCCAGGCGAGCAUCGCUUCUGCCUACAAAGACAUCGGCGACAACUAUUACGUCGAGCGUUUGGACCGGACGGCUUCGCCCUCCACCAGCAGCAUCGACUCUGCCAGCGAGCCCCGGGAGAGGGGGGAGAGGGCUGACAAGGCGUUUCGGGGAGGGGGGGAGAGUCUCCUCCAGCGGGUACAGAACCUGCCAGGCAACGAGCUGUGCAGCGACUGCAGCCAAGCGGCUCCGUGCUGGGCCUCCAUCAACCUGGGAGUGCUGCUCUGCAUCGAGUGCUCGGGGAUCCACAGGAGUUUAGGAGUCCAUUUUUCUAAAGUGCGUUCGCUGACGUUGGACUCGUGGGAGCCAGAAUUACUCAAGCUGAUGUGUGAGUUGGGAAACACUGUGAUCAACAACAUCUAUGAGGGAGCCUGCGAGGAACUGGGAGCUAAAAAACCUGCACCCUCCAGUUCAAGGCAGGAGAAGGAGGCCUGGAUCAAGUCUAAGUAUGUUGAGAAACGCUUCGUCAAAAAGAUGAGUGGGGGAGACGCGCUGGUGGAGGGGGAGAGGAAGUCCCGCCCGUGGACGGUGAAGAAAUGCCAGAGACACAGCAGUUCUGUCCGGGCCCCCAACAAGACCCGCAGGAAAUACCAUCGCUACGAACCUGGCUGCGCCUCGCCUGCAAACCUCUCAGCAGCAGCUGCAGCAAAGUUUCGCCGGGACUCCCUGUUCUGUCCAGAUGAGCUGGACUCGCUCUUUUCCUACUUCGACACCGGCUCUGGGCCUCGCAGUCUCAGCAGCGACAGCGGCUUAGGGGGAAGUACCGACGGCAGCACGGAUAUCCUGGUUUUUGGCUCUGUAGUGGACAGUGUAACAGAGGAAGAAGAGGAGUCGGAGGAGUCUUCCAGUGGUGAGGUGGAAAUCGAACAGGAAGUGUCUUCAGACCCCGAGGAUCCGAGGGAGUUGCACCCAGGGGCGCUGCUUUACCGGUCGUCCCGUCUUCACAACUUGCCGCUCAUGGCAGAGGCGUUGGCUCACGGGGCUGACGUGCACACAGCCAACGAAGAAGAGGAAGGAAAAACGCCUCUCAUUCAAGCUGUGAUCGGGGGUUCUUUGAUAGCUUGUGAGUUCUUGCUGCAGAACGGGGCCGACGUGAACCAGAGGGACAUGAGAGGCAGGGGCCCGCUGCACCACGCCACCUAUCUGGGACACACUGGUCAGGUGUGUUUGUUCCUAAAGAGAGGAGCUUCGCAGACGGAGGCGGAUGAGCAGGGUCACGAUCCGCUCAGUAUUGCUGUCCAGGCCGCAAACGCAGACAUCGUUACCCUGUUGCGUCUGGCACGGAUGAACGAGGAGAUGCGCGAGGCGGAGGGUCCGUUGGGUCAACCAGGUCAAUACCCGAGCAGCAGCCCCACUGAGCAGCAGUACAGGAAGUGCAUCCAAGAAUUUAUCUGCCUCACCAUAGAUGAAAGCUAGUGGUCACGGCUACGCCUGGGAGAAUAGCUCGCCCUCUGUGUAUAAAUCACCUCCUCCUGACUGGGAACCUGAUCGUGAUGAAGUUGCCCCUAGACACUGAUCUCGAGUCUGUUGCUUCUGUAGAUCUAGGCUAACAGGCAACUUCAUACAAACGGAGCGUUCUAAGGGGGGCGGAGGUUACAUUGAGGUGUGCCAAAGGGACACCCCUGAUGGAGCUUUCUAACUCCACUGACAAUACAGUCACCACCUCCAUUUUCUGCUUGUUAUAUUACCUGGCACAUGACACACACAGUACAUCUACACCUGCUUUCUGGUGUUUCACUAACAGGGUUCUUUUCUAACUUAAAGCAGUAGUUUAGACUUUUGAAUUGGGAACAGUUAAUAUCUUACCUGUUGUAGGUAGCUCUUUGAACAGCCUCAGUUUGCAGAAAUAGUUCAGUUUUGAUUGAACUGACAAGCUAACGGCUCAUUCGAGACCAAUGCGGAUGGCUGCUGUCUUAAAACAAAUCCAGCUGCAAGUGCAUAAAGCAACUGCAGCAGCUAGCUGAAGCGCUUCCUGUGCACCUCGGUGCGCUUUGAACAGGAAUGUGAUAAUGUUCCUUCCAGAAUGACACUGUACUGCAAAAACGAAGACAUUUUAAAGUUUUGUAAAAUAGAACAAAACUUUCUUUGCCCAAAUUAAAGCUCUUCAAAGGGCUAUCUAAAACAGGUAAGAUAUUUACGACUGAGCUAUCCCUUUAACAUAAUGUGAUGUAACCUCCAACUUGGGUUAUUUCUGACUAACAGCUCUUAACCUCUGAAGAAUCUCACUGCAUUAACCCUCUUACACUUUCUAUGUAUCCAGACCAUCUGUAUGACGUCCACCUUACCCAUCUCUUCUGGACCAGAGAUGUAAAUAUACAUAUUUAGAAGACUAGAAACUGUGUACUGUGGCAUGAGGUGAACAAAUGAUAUCUGUUCCAUUACCAAAAGAAAAAAAAAA